ACGCUUAUACAUUUUAUCACAAGCUAUUAUGUUUCAUUUCAAUGUGUAAUACUCAAAGUUGAGAGAGAACAACCAAAAAAUAAACAGAGAGGGUUAUGGAGAGAGAGACAGAGAUGAAGUUAUCAAAGUUUAAGAGAAUUUGUGUGUUUUGUGGUAGUAGUCCUGGUAACAAAACUAGUUAUAAGGAUGCUGCUAUUGAACUUGGAAGAGAAUUGGUGUCAAGAAAUAUUGAUCUAGUUUAUGGAGGAGGCAGCAUUGGUUUGAUGGGGUUAAUUUCUCAAGCUGUUCACAAUGGUGGUAGACAUGUAAUUGGAGUGAUUCCUAAAACACUUAUGCCAAGAGAGCUGACUGGAGAAACAGUGGGGGAAGUGAAGGCAGUAGCAGACAUGCAUCAAAGGAAAGCUGAGAUGGCUAGAAAUUCUGAUGCCUUUAUUGCCUUACCCGGUGGCUAUGGGACACUUGAGGAGCUCCUUGAGGUGAUAACAUGGGCUCAACUUGGCAUCCAUGAUAAACCGGUGGGAUUGUUGAAUGUUGAUGGAUACUACAAUUCCUUUUUGUCUUUCAUUGACAAAGCUGUGGAGGAAGGAUUCAUUAGCCCCACAGCUCGCCAUAUAAUCGUAUCAGCCCCAACACCCAAAGACCUAGUCAAAAAUAUGGAGGAAUAUUUCCCACAACAUGAAAGAGUUGCCUCCAAGCUAAGCUGGGAAAGUGAACAGCUAGAUUAGUCCUUGAAUGGUGAAAUCUAGAGAUGAUUAAAUGGUUGUUGCAGUUUGUGUAGAGAACAAUUGUUAGUCAGAAUGUGAGACAAUUCAAGGUAAUAUUGUCGUAGAAGAUCACAAUUCCAUGGAGCCAAGAUUUUUGUGUGCUCAUAGUCUCUUACAUUUCCUUGCUAGUGUAAACUAUAGUUUUGAAAACUAGCUAUGAAGGCUAACUACUAUAUGAUCAAUGUGAAUUUCUGUUUUUUAGACACAAUUCAUUGAUUGAAAAAAGAUAAA
Cicer arietinum (chickpea) is the source of this 995-nucleotide messenger RNA. Its product is annotated as cytokinin riboside 5'-monophosphate phosphoribohydrolase LOG1. Gene Ontology annotation, cellular component: nucleus; cytosol. Gene Ontology annotation, biological process: cytokinin biosynthetic process. NCBI's taxonomy places the organism in Eukaryota, Viridiplantae, Streptophyta, Magnoliopsida, Fabales, Fabaceae. The record is from RefSeq and is a predicted model, not a curated record. Gene Ontology annotation, molecular function: hydrolase activity, hydrolyzing N-glycosyl compounds.